Molecule: messenger RNA, 2031 nt
Organism: Monoraphidium neglectum
Lineage: Eukaryota; Viridiplantae; Chlorophyta; Chlorophyceae; Sphaeropleales; Selenastraceae
Product: Kinesin-1
Exons: 12
Coding region: 1-2031 (676 amino acids)
Biological process (GO): microtubule-based movement
Molecular function (GO): microtubule binding; microtubule motor activity; ATP binding
Source: RefSeq, a predicted model, not a curated record
AUGGACAGGCUCCAAACAGAGUAUGACGCGCUCCAGCAAAAGCUGGCGCUCCUGAAGCGCGACUCGCUGCGCGGCGGCGUUUCAGCAGCAGCCGCACCGGCGCCACCGGCCGCAGCCGCCGCCGCGGCCGGCCCGCCCGCACGGCUGGCAUGCGGCGGCACGGACGAGGCGCAGCCGCACGGCGCCGCAGAGGCCAAGGCUACGAGCGUGAGCGAGGGCGGCGCACAGGCGCAGCAAUCGGAUGCGGCAGCGGCGCUGGCGGCAAUCCGCUUCGGCGGCAGGCACGACGGGAGCGCGCUGUGCGCGGCGGCGGCGGAGGCGUUUGAUGCUGACGAGGAUUUUGUGAGGAUGUGCGAGCAGGCGGUGGGCGCGCAGCUCAGGAAGACCAGGGAGGGGGCCACGUCGCAGUCGCGGAUGCUGGAGCUGGCUGGCAUGGUGAAGCUGCUGCGGCGCUGCCUGCGCGAGGCGCUGACCAAGACGUCGCAGCUGGUGGAGGAGGGCGUGCGGCUGGAGAGGGAGGUGCUGGACGCGCAGGCAUCCGACGCGCGCGUCAGCGGCCCGGCCCAGCGGCGCCUCGAGGCCGAUGCGGCGGUGGCGCGCAAGGAGGCGGCGCAAUCAGAGGCCCGCUAUAAAACGGAGCGGGCCCAGUGGAUGGCGGAGGUCGACAUGGGCAAAAUGGAGGUGGCGCGGCUGAACCGCGAGGUGGAGGCGCUGGAGGAGCAGCGCGCGCGCGCGAGGGACGACGCCCAGCGCGCUGACGAGGCGCGCAUCCAGCUGCAGGCGGAGGUCAAGGAGCUGCGGAAGUCGGGGGAUCAACGCGUGAGGGACGUCCAGAUGACUCAGGGCGAGGCGACGCGCGCGCUGCAGGAGGAGCGCGCAGCGUUUGAGAAGGCGCAGGAGGAGCUGCGGGAGCGCGUGCGGGCGCUGUCUGAAGACCUGUCCGCGUCCCAGAAGCAGGCCGCCGGCCUGCAGGGCCAGCUGGCCGUGCUGCAGGCGUCUCAGAACAGCCUGCAGGCCAGCCUGGAGGGCAAGCAGACCGCCGAGGCCGCCCUGGGGGUGCAGCUGGCCCAGGCCCAGGGCCGGGUGGCCGAGCUGCGCUCUCAGCUGGGCGCGACACAGGGGGAUCGCGCCGCGCUGCAGCACGAGCUCAGGGCCGCGCGCGACCAGGUGAUGCUGCUCGAGGGCGACGUGCGCCUGAAGGGCACCCGCCUGGAAGCUGCCGAGCAGUCGCUCGCCGCGGACAGGGCGCGCCACGCCGAGGAGGCCGGCAGCCUGCAGGAGCAGCUGCGGUCCGAGCAGUCCGGCCGCGCCGCCGCGCAGUCCGACGCGCUCGCCGCGCGCGCCGAGGCCGGGGAGGCAGCGGCCGCGCGGGGCGCGGCGAAAGCGGCGCUGCGGCAGCUGCAGCAGCAGCACGCCGCGCUGCAGGCGGAGCACGCAAAUCUCAAGCACCAGGCGCGCGCGGCCGAGGACGAAGGGGCCGCGGCGCGCGAGGCGAACGAGGCGCUGCAGGCGCGGGCGGCGGCGGCAGAGGAGGGGCGCGCCAAGUCGGAGGCGGCGGCGGAGGCAGCGGCCAGCCGGCUGGCGCACCUGGAAGGCGAGCUUGCUGCCCUGCAGGAGGUGAUGGGCGAGGGGAAGCAGCGGGACAUCGUCGGCCGCCUGCUGUCGCGGGUCGGCGCGCUGCAGUGCGCCGUCACCACCGCCGAGGCGACGCGGCGGCAGCUGCACAACCAAUUGGUGGAGCUGCGCGGCAACAUCCGUGUGUUCUGCCGCGUGCGGCCGCACCCCCAGAGCGCCGUGCGCUGCCUGCAGGGCGGCACCGCGCUGUCCUUGGCCGUCGACGGCAAGGAGCACCCCUUUGGCUUCGACAGGGUUUUCGGGCCGCAGGCCACGCAGGCGCAGGUCUUUGGCGAGGUGUCUGAGCUGGUGCAGAGCGCGCUGGACGGCUACCACGUCUGCCUCUUCAGCUACGGCCAGACCGGCGCCGGCAAGACGUACACCAUGCAGGCGAGGCGGCGAGCCACACCUGAUUAG